AUGCGUGUGAUUACCAUUGUAAUGUUGCUCUGCUUUUGCAAAGCUGCUGAGCUGCGCAAAGCAAGCUCAGGCACUGUGAGAAGCCGAGUGAAUCAUGGCCGGGCGGGUGGAGGCCGGAGAGGCUCCAACCCGGUCAAACGCUAUGCACCAAGCCUCCCGUGUGACGUGUACACAUAUCUCCAUGAGAAAUACUUAGAUUGUCAAGAAAGAAAAUUAGUUUAUGUGCUGCCUGGUUGGCCUCAGGAUUUGCUGCACAUGCUGCUAGCAAGAAACAAGAUCCGCAUAUUGAAGAACAACAUGUUUUCCAAGUUUAAAAAGCUGAAAAGCCUGGAUCUGCAGCAGAAUGAGAUCUCUAAAAUUGAGAGUGAGGCGUUCUUUGGUUUAAACAAACUCACCACCCUCUUACUGCAGCACAACCAGAUCAAAGUCUUGACGGAGGAAGUGUUCAUUUAUACACCUCUCUUGAGCUACUUGCGUCUUUAUGACAACCCCUGGCACUGUACUUGUGAGAUAGAAACGCUAAUUUCAAUGUUGCAGAUUCCCAGGAACCGGAAUUUGGGGAACUACGCCAAGUGUGAAAGUCCACAAGAACAAAAAAAUAAAAAACUGCGGCAGAUAAAAUCUGAACAGUUGUGUAAUGAAGAAGAAAAGGAACAAUUGGACCCGAAACCCCAAGUGUCAGGGAGACCCCCAGUCAUCAAGCCUGAGGUGGACUCAACUUUUUGCCACAAUUACGUAUUUCCCAUACAAACACUGGACUGCAAAAGGAAAGAGUUGAAAAAAGUGCCAAACAACAUCCCUCCAGAUAUUGUUAAACUUGACUUAUCAUACAAUAAAAUCAACCAACUUCGACCCAAGGAAUUUGAAGAUGUUCAUGAGCUGAAGAAAUUAAACCUCAGCAGCAAUGGCAUUGAAUUCAUCGAUCCCACUGCUUUUUUAGGGCUCACACAUUUAGAAGAAUUAGAUUUAUCAAACAACAGUCUGCAAAACUUUGACUAUGGCGUAUUAGAAGACUUGUAUUUUUUGAAACUCUUGUGGCUCAGAGAUAACCCUUGGAGAUGUGACUACAACAUUCACUACCUCUACUACUGGUUAAAGCACCACUACAACGUCCAUUUUAAUGGCCUGGAAUGCAAAACGCCUGAAGAAUAUAAAGGGUGGUCUGUGGGAAAAUAUAUUAGAAGUUACUAUGAAGAAUGCCCCAAAGACAAGUUACCAGCAUACCCUGAGUCAUUUGACCAGGACACAGAAGAUGAUGAAUGGGAAAAAAAACAUAGAGAUCACACCGCAAAGAAGCAAAGCGUAAUAAUUACUAUAGUGGGAUAA
Piliocolobus tephrosceles (Ugandan red Colobus) is the source of this 1326-nucleotide messenger RNA. It is a transcript of the gene LRRC17, whose product is annotated as leucine rich repeat containing 17. Bases 1 to 1326 code for a protein of 441 amino acids. NCBI's taxonomy places the organism in Eukaryota, Metazoa, Chordata, Mammalia, Primates, Cercopithecidae. The transcript is spliced from 3 exons. Gene Ontology annotation, cellular component: plasma membrane. The record is from RefSeq and is a predicted model, not a curated record. Gene Ontology annotation, molecular function: protein binding.